Penicillium waksmanii is the source of this 4863-nucleotide messenger RNA. Its product is annotated as kinesin-3 motor protein uncA. Gene Ontology annotation, molecular function: microtubule motor activity; ATP hydrolysis activity; microtubule binding. Gene Ontology annotation, biological process: microtubule-based movement; cytoskeleton-dependent intracellular transport. Bases 1 to 4863 code for a protein of 1620 amino acids. Gene Ontology annotation, cellular component: microtubule; kinesin complex. The record is from RefSeq and is a predicted model, not a curated record. Lineage: Eukaryota; Fungi; Ascomycota; Eurotiomycetes; Eurotiales; Aspergillaceae. The transcript has 3 exons.
AUGGCUCCAGGCGGCGGAGGUAAUAUCAAGGUGGUGGUCCGAGUACGACCUUUCAAUAGCAGAGAAAUCGAUCGAGGUGCAAAAUGUAUCGUCAAAAUGAAAGGCGCCCAGACGGUGCUCACCGCACCGCCUGGCGCGCAGGAUGUCUCAAGGAAAGGCGGCAAGGGCGAAGCCGGAGCGCCCAAAGUCUUCGCGUUCGAUCGAUCGUACUGGUCCUUCGACAAGAAGGACGGGAAUUACGCCGGCCAGGAUAAUCUCUUCGAUGAUUUGGGUUCGCCACUCUUGGACAACGCCUUUGGCGGGUACAACAAUUGUAUCUUCGCCUAUGGCCAGACUGGUUCGGGAAAGUCGUACUCCAUGAUGGGAUACGGCAAGGAAUAUGGUGUUAUUCCGCGAAUCUGUCAGUCAAUGUUCCUGCGCAUCACCGACAUGAUGCAAGCCGAUAAACACCUCAAUUGCACGAUCGAAGUCUCGUACCUGGAAAUUUACAACGAACGCGUGCGCGAUUUGCUCAAUCCGUCCAAUAAGGGCAACCUGAAGGUCCGUGAGCAUCCUUCCACGGGUCCCUAUGUGGAGGAUCUGGCCAAGUUGGUGGUGCGUUCCUUUGAGGAGAUCGAGAAUCUCAUGGAUGAGGGUAACAAGGCGAGAACGGUUGCUGCGACGAAUAUGAACGAGACCUCCAGUCGGUCGCACGCCGUGUUCACACUGACCCUCUCACAAAAACGUCACGACGCAGAGACUUCACUGGAUACUGAGAAGGUAUCGAAGAUUAGUCUAGUCGAUUUGGCGGGUUCGGAGAGAGCAAACUCCACCGGAGCCACGGGUGCUCGUUUGAAAGAAGGUGCUGAGAUUAACCGCUCGCUUUCCACGCUUGGUCGUGUCAUCGCUGCACUUGCGGAUGUCUCAUCCGGAAAGCUCAAAAAGGCAUCCAUGGUUCCGUAUCGUGAUUCCAUCUUGACAUGGCUGCUCAAAGAUUCACUCGGUGGUAACUCGAUGACUUCUAUGAUUGCAGCUAUCUCGCCGGCCGAUAUCAACUUCGACGAAACUCUGAGUACUCUCCGUUAUGCAGAUUCCGCCAAGAGGAUCAAGAACCACGCUGUCGUGAACGAGGACCCGAACGCUCGCAUGAUUCGCGAGCUCAAGGAGGAAUUGGCACAGCUUCGCUCAAAACUUGGAGGUGGUGUCCCCGGGGUUGCUGGCGCACCUGGUGCCAUUACAGCAGAAUCCUAUCCACCCGAUACCCCAUUGGAGCAGCAGAUGGUUUCCAUCCGCCAGGAUGACGGCAGUGUGACCAAGGUCAGCAAAGCUGAGAUCGUCGAACAACUCAACCAAAGUGAGAAGCUUUACAAAGAUCUCAACCAGACCUGGGAGGAAAAACUGCAGAAAACCGAAGAGAUUCACAAAGAGCGUGAAGCGGCGCUCGAGGAACUCGGCAUCAAUAUCACAAAGGGCUUUAUCGGAUUAAGCACCCCGAAAAAGAUGCCUCAUUUGGUCAAUCUGAGCGAUGACCCUCUGUUGGCGGAGUGUUUGGUGUACAAUAUCAAGCCCGGAAGCACGACAGUGGGACACAUGGAUCAAGGUACUAAUGUCGACAUCCGACUGAACGGCUCCAAGAUUCUUCAGCAGCACUGCACUUUCGAAAACGCGGAUAACGUCGUGACCAUCAUUCCCACUGAUGGCGCCGCUGUCAUGGUCAACGGCCUCCGGAUAGACAAGCCCUCACGACUCAAGAGUGGUCAUCGUAUCAUCCUCGGCGACUUCCACAUCUUCCGUUUCAACCAUCCGCAAGAGGCUCGCGCCGAGCGUGUCGAGCAGAGUCUUCUGCGACACUCCGUGACAACUAGCCAACUGGGCUCCCCGGCGCCUAAUAAAACGCACGAUCGCAACGUCAGCAAGACUGGAUCGGAAAUCGACGGGGACUCAAGUAGAGCUGACUCCCCGAUGCCCGCACGCAGUCGCGAAUCAGACUGGUUCAUGGCGAGGAAAGAGGCCGUCGGCGCGAUGCUUGGCCAAGAUCAUAUCUCCCAUCUGCCCGACGACGAGCUUGACGCCCUGUUCGAAGAUGUGCAAAAAGUCCGAGCAGGGCGUCGUGGGCUGCCAGAGAAUGAAGAAGAUUCAGACUCUCUUAGCUCCUUCCCUAUCCGCGACAAGUACAUGUCCAAUGGAACCAUUGACAAUUUCUCCCUUGACACGGCGAUUACAAUGCCAGGCACCCCACGGCAAACGGAAGACGAUGAUGGUUCCAAUGGUGUUUCCCUGAAAUCGGUUCGGUUGGAUAUGCAGCGCCAGUUAGAUCGCCAGCGGGAGGCGUUCCAGGACAAGCUGAAGAGUGCGGAAACUUCUUCCAAUCAAGAUUCAGGAGAGAUCCAGACUGAGAAACAGCGUAUGGAGGAUGCACUCCGGUCUGCCAAGGAAGAAUUCGAAGAGCAGCUGCGAGUACAAAAGGAGACUUUUGAGACUCAGAUGCGAGAUAUGGGCAAGCCCAUUCCACAGAUUUUUGAGAAUGGCUUUGCCAAGUUGAAUGAGCGCGAGCUCGAGAUCGCACAGUCCGUUUAUUCCCAUUGGUCACAGCGUAACUACGUUCGCAUGGCCGAGAAAAUUCUACAGCAUGCAUCGCUGCUGAAAGAGGCACAAGUCAUGAGUCAGAUCAUGGACAAGAAUGUGGUCUUCCAGUUCGCAGUUGUUGACCACGGUCAUAGCAUGGCUUCAUGUUAUGAUCUGGUUCUAAAUGGGAUUUCCGGCGACGAGGAUAUUGUCCUUGAAGAAACUAAGAAGCCUUGUGUCGGCGUUCGAGUUAUUGACUACAAACAGUCUGUGAUCCACUUAUGGUCUAUCGAAAAACUCCAGAAACGCGUACAAUCUAUGCGACAGCUGCAUCAGUACAUCGAUCGACCCGACUAUAUCCAGCACUUCAGGCUUGAAAAUCCAUUUUCGGAGUCUUGCUCGCCGCAAUACUCCCUCAUCGGUGAUGCCGACAUCCCCCUGACGGCUGUCUUUGAGACCCGCGUUCAGGAUUUCUCAAUUGAGAUUACAUCGCCCUACACCCAAAGCGUUGUCGGUAUCAUUCGACUGUCGCUUGAACCCUCCUCAGCUCAGGCUCCUUCUUCGACUUUGAAGUUCAACGUCGUCAUGCGCGACAUGGUUGGAUUCGCUGAAUGGGAAGGAUCAGAUGUUCACGCUCAACUCUUCGUUCCCGGAAUCUCGGAGGAAGGUGGUGCAACCACAACGCAGAUGAUCAACGGGUUCGAAGAAAGCCCGGUGCGCUUCGAAAGUGUUCAUAGUAUGAGCCUCCCGUUGUCUAGUCCUAGAACCGCGGCUUUGAAGGUCUGCGUCUAUGCUCGUGUAACAUCCGUUCAUAUGGAUAAGCUUUUGAGUUGGGAUGAUAUGCACGAUUCUUCAGAAAUGAUCCCUAAGAAGCGCACCUCGCCUCGGAUUGCCGAGUCUGAGUUCUACUCCGAAGAAAGACACGACGUCUUCGCCCGCAUCCAGAUUUUGGAAUUAGCCGAGUCUGGCGAAUACACACCGGUUGAAGUGGUUCAAAAUGGGGCUCUUGACGCUGUUCCACCGAAAGCCUCCCAUGGGACGACAUUACCAACGCGCGGGUGGGCUCUGUUCGUCUCCUCGACCCGGGGCAAGAUUCCCGACCAGGAUCUCCAAACACCGGAUGUCCCGCUGAAGUUCCUUCAAGAACCAAUGGUUAAAGACAAUGCAGAUGGCACUUCCAAUGUUACAAUCAUUGGCCAAUGGGACUCAAGUUUACACGGCUCUCUCCUUCUUGAUCGGGUGACCGCGGACAAAUACAAAGUCCAAGUAACCGUCCGCUGGGAUCUCGUCUCCUCCCGACUUCAGACACCCGUGAUAUUCGAGAUCGACCAAACCAUCCAGAUCCUCGGCCGAACCUACGUCCGCCAACAGUCAAUGUUCAAACAGCUAUGGAGCUCCACUCGAGUCGUACAUUCGACAACAAGCAUGUACUCGCUAGUCAUCCGCCCAAUCUCAGCCAAGCGCGCCGCCGACCUAUGGCGCAUGAAUACUCAGAACGACUACGUUAAGGGCGAAGAGCUGCUAACAACAUGGGCUCCGCGGAAAGUCUCCCUCGUCCGAGAUUACAUCGCUGCCCGUAAGCGUCGAUACCGCAUCGCAGAGCUCCACGCUGCCCGCGGCGCUCUCAGUGCCGGCAGCCUGAGGGCAUCUCCAGCCCGAGGCAGUGGCAGAUCAACACCCAUGCGCGGCCAAGACCUCAACGAGCGCAAGACAAAGCUGCUCAAAAAAUACCUCGACCUCUGGUCAACAAAGAAAGAUCCUACCGAAGCAAUCCUCGUCCGAACAAAUACCGAACCCCCCAGUGACGGCGCCGACCUAGCAGCCCAACGCAAACAAACCAACGGUACCACAACCACAACCACAACCACGCCCUCCGUCUCCGACAAAAUCUCUCUCAAACCGCGCUUCAUCGCAACAAUCCAGACCCUACCAAAGAACCCCUCAGCCCUCAAAACAGGCUACGUGCUCACACCCGAUGACACGAAUAGCGUCUGGGUCCGACGCUUCGUCGAGCUGCGCCGACCUUAUCUGCACAUCUACUCCGUUCCGGAAGGUGAUGAAAUCAAUGCGAUUAACCUGCGCAAUGCACGGGUUGACCACGCGCCCGAUUUUGCGCGAUUGCUUGAUGGCAAUGAUCGGUCAUCAUCUUCGCUUGCCGCGAAGGGCAGACCGAAUAUCUUUGCGGUUUACGGGACGCAGAAUACGUUUCUUUUCGCGACGAGGACGGAGGCGCAUAAAGUUGAGUGGAUUCUUAAGAUUGACGAGAGCUAUUUUAGUAGCAAUGGUGGCAGUGCGGUCGCGAGUGGUGAUGAGCGGUGA